Molecule: messenger RNA, 1938 nt
Organism: Mugil cephalus (flathead mullet)
Lineage: Eukaryota; Metazoa; Chordata; Actinopteri; Mugiliformes; Mugilidae
Gene: marcksb
Product: myristoylated alanine-rich protein kinase C substrate b
Exons: 2
Coding region: 278-973 (231 amino acids)
Biological process (GO): actin filament organization; central nervous system development
Cellular component (GO): actin filament bundle; plasma membrane; cytoplasm
Molecular function (GO): actin filament binding; calmodulin binding
Source: RefSeq, a predicted model, not a curated record
GUGGACUUGGGCGUUGUACUCCGCAUCUCAUUUGCGGCGGGGCCAAUUUCUCCAUUUACAAACUCCGCUCGAGGAAAAAAUUGAAAGAAUUUUCUUUCGCAGCGUCGCUACAAAUUUUUUUUACGCGUCUCUUUGCGGUCACUUUGAUUUCGAGCUGAUUCCUCGGCUUGCGAGAAAAGGAGGUGUCGGCGUUUGACUUGAUUUUUUUUGGGGGAAGGAAGCUUGCGGUCUUUGUUCAUUCAUUUGAUCGGUUGGGUUCCUUUGUUGGAACAAAAGCAUGGGAGCGCAAAUAUCCAAAACCGCUGGAAAAGAGGAGGCUGCGGUGGAAAAGCCGGCAGAAGGCGCGGCCGUCGCAGCGAAGGCAAACGGACAGGAGAAUGGCCAUGCCAAGACCAACGGGGACGCCUCUCCAGCUGCAGAGGAAGCCAACAAAGCUGAUGUGCAGGCCAAUGGAAGCACCCCCACCGAGGAGGCGCCAAAAGAAGACGGCGAAAAAGUAGAGGCUGCCGAGGCCAACGGAGAGAAGGAGCCCGUGGCCACGAACGGAGAGGCUUCUGCCAAGCCAGAGGAGGGCACUCCGUCCACCAGCGAGGACGGCAAGCAGAAGAAAAAGCGCUUCUCCUUCAAGAAGCCCUCUUUUAAGCUGAGCGGCUUCUCCUUCAAGAAGACCAAGAAGGAGUCUGAGGAGGCGGCGGAGGACGGAGCGGCGGCGGCGCCAGAGGCGGAACCAGCCGAAGGGGAGAAGGCAGCAUCAGAGGAGGCUGCUGCUGAUGCUACUGCUGCUGCUGCUGAAGAAGAGGCCAAACCCGCUGAGGCUGCCGAGGAGGGAGCCAAAGAGGCUGCAGCCGAGGAGCCCAAGGCGGAGGAGGCGAAGGCAGAGGAAGCGGCGGCAGGAGAGGAGAAACCAGCCGAAGCCUCGCCUGCUGGGUCCGAGACGGCAGCCAGCCCAGAGGCCGCCGCCACCGCCGAGUAAUCCUGCUGAGCGAGACACCGGAAUGAAGGAGACGAUGUAGCCCGUCUGAAGGAAUGCGAGGACUUGUCUAAAACCAGGGAUUUUCUUUUGUUCAUUUUUUUUGUUUUUGUUUUGUUUUGUUUGUGUUUGUUUACUACUCUGCAACCAUCUCAUCCAUAAUGACUGCAAUGUCCCUGGCAGUGAUGGACAGGAGGUGUAGUGGAGAGUGUGCUGCUUCCUCACUGCUCAUUGGUGCUUGCAUUUGUGACAUGGGUGAGUGUGAAAGUGCGAAUGUGAGUGGGAAUGUUUUUCUACAUGAAACCAUGACUGUCAACACGUUGCUGAAUUUGACAUAUAUUUAAUCCAAGUAUUUGGUGCUGGGCAAUUGGAUGUAGCAGCUAAAGCUGUGUCUGCAAGAUCUGACACAUUGUGAUAUUUAAAGGGAAAGUCCAAGUCUUAAAUGUUGUCUUUGCAGUGCACAGUUGUUUACAACUCUUUAUGCUCAACGCUCCUGUGGACACGAAUCAUUCCUGAACUAGAUUUAGUAAACUGUCAAAACAAUAGGUGCUCGUCACUUUCCAUUAGGUCCCAACAUUUCCAAACUCUGUAGUAAUGCACGUUGUAUAGACUUUGAUAUUACUGGUUUUAUGACUGAGAUGUACCUAAAUGACUGAAGUUUUUAACAGAUUACCCAUUGUAAAUGAAGUUUUCUUGUUUUUCACCAUUUGUAAGAUUGAAUAAAAUUGGGAGAUGUUUUAAGCAAAUGUUGCAUCAAGCUGUGAUGACUACAACACCACUUGAAAUUGACACUAUAUGAAAGCACACACAUUCGGGACAUAGGGAUACAGUCUUUAAACGGCAUUUCUUUGUAUAUAAGGAGGCUCAACUUAUUCAGUAUGGAAUGUAACAUUGAUUGCAAAACUGGUAUCAAGGUGUUUGGUUUAUUUCUGUGAGUACUGCUGAAGAAUAAAGCAAUGAAAUGUAAA